Nicrophorus vespilloides is the source of this 339-nucleotide messenger RNA. Its product is annotated as thrombin inhibitor rhodniin-like. Bases 1 to 339 code for a protein of 112 amino acids. NCBI's taxonomy places the organism in Eukaryota, Metazoa, Arthropoda, Insecta, Coleoptera, Silphidae. The record is from RefSeq and is a predicted model, not a curated record. Gene Ontology annotation, molecular function: protein binding. The transcript has a single exon.
AUGAUCUUUGCGACUUUGGCUGCGGCUGUCACCGCUCAACACGGUAUUUGCCCGUUGAUCUACGGACCGGUUUGCGCUUCGAAUGGAAUCACAUACGGUAACGAAUGCCGGUUUGACUACGCUGUGUCACAGGAUGACACCAUAACUUUCUUAUUCUAUGGAACAUGUGAACCGUCCAAUUGGGAUGAACAAGUUUGUGGAAACCCAAGUAGACCUGGAUUUUCGGACAAAAUUUGCGGCUCGGAUGGAGUCGUCUACAAGAACAAAUGUUUCUUCGAUCUUGCUGUUAAAAGGAAUCCAGGUUUAGCGAAGAGACACGACGGUCCAUGCGAAGAAUGA